UAGCUCUCUCUCUCUCCCUGGGGGAGUCUACAGCUCGAUUACGAGUGGUAAUUUUUGCAAGUGAUUGUUGGAAUGGAGCAGUUUGGCUGGGGAAGGGAGGAGGGAGGGUGGAGGAAAGGGCCGUGGACGGCGCAGGAAGACAAGCUGCUGCUCGGCUAUGUUCGGCAGCAGGGAGAUGGGAGGUGGAAUUCUGUCGCCAAGCUCACAGGUCUGAAGAGAAGCGGGAAGAGCUGCAGGCUUCGGUGGGUGAAUUACCUGCGGCCUGACCUCAAGAGAGGCAAGAUCACGCCACAGGAGGAGAGCGUCAUACUCGAGCUCCAUGCCUUGUGGGGAAACAGAUGGUCGACGAUUGCGCGUAGCCUCCCCGGCCGGACGGACAACGAGAUCAAGAACUACUGGAGGACGCACUUCAAGAAGGGCAAGCCGUCGUCCAAGAACAUCGAGCGCGCCAGGGCGCGCUUCCUCAAGCAGCGCCGCGAGAUCAUGCAAGGCCACCACGAGCACCAGCGCGACGUCCAAGACGACGACGGUGCUGCCACCGCGGACAACACCGGCGGCGGCGCGGCUAGCCAUCACGCAGACGAAGCGACGACACGGCCAGCGCCGCCGCCGGCGCAGGACGACGACGACCUGGCGAUGAUGCGGGACAUGGCGGACAUGGACGAGUUCCUGCAGUACGACCACCACCCCAUGUCGAUGUCGGCCUACUUCCUCCUCGACGGCGGCGAUGGCGCCGCCAGCGACGCGGGGUCCAGCGGGGAGAUUACCACCUGCGGCGCCACGUGGGGCAGCCUGUGGAACCUCGACGACGUCGACGUUGUAGAUGACGUCGGUGGUGGCGGCGCGUGCGGCUGGGGCAGCUUCGCUUUGCUCCAAGAUCACGGACUCGCUUUCUACUAGCCUAGCCUAGUACAAUGGCAAAGCCUAUGCUGUGGAGGGUACACGUAGCGGCCAUGUACGUGUGGUGUUGGUGGAUAAGGAUGCGUCGCCAACUAGCGCCCCCACUUCGACUAGCCUGGCUGCCACGAUGGCAUGUUUGGCUCCUUUUAGAACAACUUUUUAGGGGAAGAAAAUAAUAUUUUUAUUUCCUCUGGAAAGAUAGAAAUGGAAGAAAAGGCAGGUGUUCAAAGGUGCACCCGAGCCAACUAGCUCACGUACUCUCCCCGUUACACUUUA
Messenger RNA from Aegilops tauschii subsp. strangulata, 1176 nucleotides. RefSeq lists its product as uncharacterized. The record is from RefSeq and is a predicted model, not a curated record. Gene Ontology annotation, molecular function: sequence-specific DNA binding; DNA-binding transcription factor activity. Gene Ontology annotation, biological process: regulation of DNA-templated transcription. Gene Ontology annotation, cellular component: nucleus. Lineage: Eukaryota; Viridiplantae; Streptophyta; Magnoliopsida; Poales; Poaceae.